AUGGAUGGACCCGGCUUGUCAGGAGGAAGAGAUGGAGCAUCUGCCACGACUAAUGAUAGGUUCAUGAAGAAAAGCCAAGUGGAGAAUACAAAAACGUCCUUGCGUGUGGUGAUGGCUGCCUCGUUAGUGCUUCUCAUCCUCUUCACCUUGCUGGGCAACACACUUGUGUGCAUGGCGGUGAUCAAAUUUAGACAUCUACGCUCCAAGGUGACCAACUUCUUCGUCAUCUCCUUGGCUGUUUCGGAUCUCUUUGUGGCUGUGCUGGUGAUGCCAUGGAAAGCAGCGGUCGAAGUGGCUGGUUUCUGGCCCUUUGGGGCUUUCUGUGACAUUUGGGUGGCUUUUGAUAUCAUGUGCUCCACAGCAUCCAUCCUCAACUUGUGCAUCAUCAGCAUGGACCGCUACUGGGCCAUUUCCAGCCCCUUCUGCUACGAGCGGAAGAUGACCCAGCGGGUAGCUUCUGUCAUGAUUGGGGUGGCCUGGAUGCUCUCCGUUCUGAUCUCAUUCAUACCUGUCCAUCUGAGAUGGCACAAAGCCAGGAAGCUCCUUCCGGGUGAGGAACCAGGCUCCAACAUCACCUGGAUGCUCGAGGGAAACUGUGACUCGAGCCUCAACAGAACCUAUGCUAUCUCCUCCUCAUUCAUCAGUUUCUACAUUCCCGUCGCCAUCAUGAUCGUGACAUAUACCCGGAUUUUCCGCAUUGCUCAGAGACAGAUACGGAGAAUCUCUUCUCUAGAGAGGGCUGUGGAGCAUGCCCAGAGUUGCCAAAGCAGUGAGUGUUCUCAUGAGGUCUCCUUGAAGAACUCCUUCAGGAAAGAAACCAAGGUCCUGAAGACUCUGUCUGUCAUAAUGGGAGUUUUUGUCUUCUGCUGGCUUCCUUUCUUUGUGCUCAACUGCAUUGUGCCGUUCUGCGACCCCAGCCUUCAUAAGCUGGGGAAGCUCCCCUGCGUGAGUGAUACAGUUUUCGACAUCUUUGUCUGGUUUGGCUGGGCCAACUCCUCUCUCAAUCCCAUCAUCUACGCCUUCAAUGCGGACUUCCGGAAGGCUUUUGCAGCCAUCCUGGGCUGUGGCCGAUUAUGUCCCAGCACUGCCGUGGAGACAGUAAACUUCAGCAACGAGUUGGUUUCCUACCACCACGACACCACCUGCCAGAAAGAACUCGGGACCUUAAGUUACCCACACUUUCUCCCUCAUGCUAUAACUCUUCCAGGGGAGGAGGAUGAGCUCGUCUUUGACAAGGUCCCCCAAUCAUCUCAUGGUAACAAUGCAACUGCUUUGUCGGCUAUUAUUCAUGUGGAGUAUGAAACAGAUCUCUCACUGGAGAAGAUCACUCCCUUUGCCACCAGUGUGAUGGAUGAAGAGAGAACCAAGGAUGAUCACGCAGAGGGAGACGGAAGCAGUGAAUCUUUCCCUUGGGUUAGAUGA
Molecule: messenger RNA, 1422 nt
Organism: Protobothrops mucrosquamatus (brown spotted pit viper)
Lineage: Eukaryota; Metazoa; Chordata; Lepidosauria; Squamata; Viperidae
Product: D(1) dopamine receptor-like
Exons: 1
Coding region: 1-1422 (473 amino acids)
Biological process (GO): adenylate cyclase-activating adrenergic receptor signaling pathway; vasodilation
Cellular component (GO): plasma membrane
Molecular function (GO): G protein-coupled receptor activity; dopamine neurotransmitter receptor activity
Source: RefSeq, a predicted model, not a curated record